Messenger RNA from Paecilomyces variotii, 966 nucleotides. RefSeq names its product kinase-like domain-containing protein. The transcript has 3 exons. Bases 1 to 966 code for a protein of 321 amino acids. Lineage: Eukaryota; Fungi; Ascomycota; Eurotiomycetes; Eurotiales; Thermoascaceae. The record is from RefSeq and is a predicted model, not a curated record.
AUGACUAUCCACUCGUUUAGCGGAAGAACACUUCCGAAUACAAUACAGUAUGCUUUAUAUACAAUCAAAGUCAAACAUGAAUUUUCUGCUGAUGCUGGGGUACUAGUGUCACUCAAGUAUGAAAACCAGGGUGGCAAGCAAUCGCGAUGUUGUUAUUCCAGCCACGUUAAAAUUAUCUACGGCGCACAUGAUCGGGGCGUAUGGUCGCUCGGCACUGAUAUGAUUCUCAAAGAGCGCCCUGAUGAUGGUCCAAAGAAUGAAGCGAAAACUCUGAAGCUCCUUGCUUCUUACACGAAUAUUCCAGCACCAGAGCUUGUCCGUGACUGGGUCGAUCGAGACCGCCGUUACUUCGUGUUACAAAAACGAAUGGACGGUGAGACACUUGGGGACGCCUGGCCUCUAUUGUCGCACAACCAGAGAGUCGCUAUCGCAGACCAGGUAGCUGGCAUCUGCAAGCAUCUACAUUCCAUUACGUCCUCGAGCAUACAAAGUGUUGAUCAGACCGCCUGCUCUCCGGCGUUGCUUUUUUUCGAUUUCGAACCUCGUGGGCCUUUCCACUCUGACCUUGAACUUUGGGAUGCCAUAAGCCUCACCCUUCACAAUCCACCCGAAAGAUCAUUCCCGCAGCAAGCGUUGGACAACUUAAAGAAGCGUCUCCCUAAAUGCACACCUUACGUCCUCACCCAUUGUGACCUAAACAUAGGAAAUAUCAUGGUUAAAGAUGGGCAGCUUGUUGGCAUCCUUGAUUGGGAACAUGCAGCAUAUUAUCCUAUAUGGUAUGAAUAUGUCUCAGCAACUUGGGGUUUCACCGAGGCAGAUGCAGAAUGGAGGAGGUUGUUACGUCAGCGACUUGAUACACAUGAAGAUGCAAAAAGGUUCUGGAUGGACCUGUAUCAUUUGCGAAAUUAUCCAGAUUUGGACGAGAAAGGCCGGGAAGUCUUGGAAAAGUUGUCUGCGGAGUCAUGA